Messenger RNA from Enterobius vermicularis (human pinworm), 639 nucleotides. Lineage: Eukaryota; Metazoa; Nematoda; Chromadorea; Rhabditida; Oxyuridae. The record is from the annotation of a GenBank genome assembly.
AUGGAAGCUGUAGAAAGUCAUGUUUCCGUUAGGCUUUACUGGGAUUAUCUGAGAGCGUUAAGUGAAGUUGAAAAGCUAAAUGAGGAGAAAAAGGAAAAGGUAAUGUCUCACGUCAAGUGGACGGAUAAAUAUGUUGAGCUGCUACAUUUUUAUUCUUCUUGUGCGCUUUGUGACUCGGAUGGUGAUGGUUUAAAAUGCCAGGCAUGUGGCGCGAACCCAGUAGAAAAAGUUAUUCAAUUAUUUUCAAGCGAAAGCUAUAAUCACGAUACCUUGGAAUCUGAAGAAUUACGCUGUAUUGGAGCCGGCUCUCCUAUGCCUGCCAUGGUAAGAAUCUUGCCUUCACUGGGUGUAUCUAAAAUUAAUUUGGAUUUUCAAUGUGUUACUGGUGGUCAAGGACUGAAUGAGUACCUAGUUUGUUCUCAUUGUGCCAAAUCCUCAAUCCUUUAUCAUAAGUUGCAUCAUAUGCGUUACUUAAUUUUGAAACAGUGCGAAGAACAGAUGGAAAUGAUUAGCUAUGAGGAGCCUUUGAUGUCCGCUGAUAGUGUGAUUGAAAAGUGCUUGAAAAGUUUUAGAUGGCUUAAUCAGAUAUUGUCUGAGUACGUUGGAACAUGGCGGAAAAUAGAUCUUAAUGCUUACUAG